This is a messenger RNA of Salvelinus sp. IW2-2015, 1392 nucleotides long. Its product is annotated as alpha-N-acetylgalactosaminide alpha-2,6-sialyltransferase 2-like. Gene Ontology annotation, biological process: oligosaccharide biosynthetic process. NCBI's taxonomy places the organism in Eukaryota, Metazoa, Chordata, Actinopteri, Salmoniformes, Salmonidae. The record is from RefSeq and is a predicted model, not a curated record. Gene Ontology annotation, molecular function: alpha-N-acetylgalactosaminide alpha-2,6-sialyltransferase activity.
CUGCAAAAAAAGGACUUCAAGCAAUAUCCCGACUGGGAUUUUGAGGAUGUUUACAUCCAGGACAAGCAACCAAGACAGACGGCCUGUCCCCAGGCUCUGAGGAACUCCAAGGACCCAGGCUUCAAGCAGGCUUUAACCAGACGUCCAUUGUACCUCCACGGUGAACUACUCAACGUGCCAGAGUGGAACAGGCUAGCUCACUUCAAUAACCCCUUUGGCUUCAUGGAAUACACAAACUACACAGAGAUAAAGGCAGUGGUGGACCUGAUCCCCAAGCCAAGAGAGCCCCUGCUCCUGCCGCGGGGAAACCCCAAGUGUAUUCGCUGUGCUGUGGUGGCCAACGGAGGAAUACUCAACGGCUCUCGGAUGGGGAAGGAGAUCGAUGCCCAUGACUACGUGUUCCGGAUGAAUGGUGCCGUAACCAAGGGUUACGAGGAGGAUGUAGGUAAUAGAACGUCGGUGUACAUUCACACCGCCCACGCCAUCACCGAGUCUCCUUAUUUAUUCCAUGAAUAUGGCUACAACAAUGCACCUCAUGACAAGGGUAUAAAGUAUGUGCUGAUUCCAGAGGGGCUGAGAGAUUUCCAGUGGCUACAGGGUCUAUUGGGGAAGACACCAGUCUCUAAAGGACCCUACAAGGACAGAGAGCCGUGGAAGGACUACUCAGGACAGUUUGAUGAGACCCGUUUCUAUGUUCUUCACCCUGACUUUCUCAGAUACAUCCGCAAAAGGUUCAUGUGGUCCGAGGAGAUGAAGAGUUCAUUGUGGUCUAUAUUCAGACCUACUAACGGAGCAUUCACACUCUUCCUGGCCCUGCACACCUGUGACAUGGUGGAUGCGUAUGGAUUUAUCACAGAGGACCACGAUAAAUAUCCCAACUACUAUGUUGAGAGGAACUCUAAAACCAAAGUAAUCUUCUACUCUAAUCACGACUACAACCUAGAGAUUAAGACCUGGAAGAAACUACAUGACACCAAGAUCAUCCGGCUUUAUCAGAGACAGGAGGACCCAGAAGGAAAGACAGGCAAAACAAAACAACCAUAAAACCCUGUCUGUCUGCAGAGGUGGACAAAGAUACAUCAAAAUGUGUCUGUUACAAAAUAACCUAAAGAACAAUUGGAAUGGGGAAAUUUAAGAUCAAUAACGUUCAUAUUUAGUUGUGUGGUUAACACAAUGUUUAGCAAAUUGAUAUAUUGUUCCUUUCUGUAAUACACAUGAUUUCCAGUGUUCUGUUUGUGAAUCUCGGGUUGAUGGUGGUCACUAGACUCGAUAUUGUAUGUUAUGGAUUAAACUCAUAAUUUUCAACCCAGGGACUGUGGUUGAACAUUAGCCGGCUGGCUAAACCGGCACUUUCACUGAAACGUUGAUUAAUGUGCACUGCCCCUGUAAAAA